GGGGCGGGCCACUGGCGCCCGACCUCGGCGGAGGGAGGGAGGGAGCCAGGGGGCAAGCGCUGGGGAGCAGCAUGGAGCCCUCCGCAGACAGGCUGGCCACCGCAGCCGCCCAGGGCCGGGCCGACGAGGUGCGGGCGCUGCUCGUGGCUGGGGUGCCGCCCAACGCGCGGAACCGCCAAGGUCGGAGCCCGAUUCAGGUCAUGAUGAUGGGCAGCACCCGCGUGGCCGAGCUGCUGCUGUGCCACGGCGCGGAGCCCAACUGCGCCGACCCUACCACCCUCACCCGACCUGUGCACGACGCGGCCCGGGACGGUUUCCUGGACACGCUCGUGGUGCUGCACCGAGCCGGCGCGCGGCUGGACGUGCGCGAUGCCUGGGGCCGCCUGCCCGUGGACCUGGCUGAGGAGCGGGGCCACCGCGCUGUCGCCGGGUACCUGCGCGCAGCCGCGGGGGGCACCGAAGGUGGUAGCCACGCCCUUAUGGAAGUUGCGGAAGGUCCCGGCAGACAGCCCGGACUUAAAGAAUGAUUGAGAUCUAAAGACACCUCAAAAUGGUUUGAUCUUCAGUCAACAAGUAAAUUACCCCACUCCACCCAACUUGCCUGCCUUCUUAGUUGCCAUUUAUCAAAUAGCGCUUUUUAACACUGUAGACUGCUUCUCCUUCCCCUAGA
This is a messenger RNA of Leptonychotes weddellii (Weddell seal), 670 nucleotides long. RefSeq names its product cyclin-dependent kinase inhibitor 2A. Gene Ontology annotation, molecular function: cyclin-dependent protein serine/threonine kinase inhibitor activity; protein kinase binding. Gene Ontology annotation, cellular component: cytoplasm; nucleus. The record is from RefSeq and is a predicted model, not a curated record. Gene Ontology annotation, biological process: regulation of G1/S transition of mitotic cell cycle; negative regulation of cell population proliferation; regulation of cyclin-dependent protein serine/threonine kinase activity. NCBI's taxonomy places the organism in Eukaryota, Metazoa, Chordata, Mammalia, Carnivora, Phocidae.